Molecule: messenger RNA, 1170 nt
Organism: Cladocopium goreaui
Lineage: Eukaryota; Dinophyceae; Suessiales; Symbiodiniaceae
Source: the annotation of a GenBank genome assembly
AUGUCCUUCGCAAGAUCCUUAGCGCGCCGGGUGGUGACGUCGCCCUUCUUCGUCUAUGCGGUGACGUUUGUCAUUGUCUUCAACUUGGUGAUUUUGGGCAUCGAAGUGGACGUCUCGGCCACCUUGGGUCAAAACGAUAUACCCAGCUGGUUUACUGUUUGCAACGGUGUGGUGGUGGCACUCUUCACAGCAGAGCUGUUACUGAAUCUCUACGCGCAAGGUUGUCGCAGCUUCUUCUGUGGUCGUGAGCGUUGGUGGAAUCUCUUUGACCUUCUGAUCAUCGUUCUGUCCUUGCUGGAAUCUGCCCUGGACCUAUGGGUGGCUGCGGCCAACUCGGCCGGCCAGUCGCAGCCUGUGUCGCCCUCGCACCUUCGCUUCGCGCGGAGCGUGCGCCUCGCCCGCGCCCUGCGCGGCAUCCGAGUGAUGCGGCUGCUGCGGUACGUGAGUCCCUUGAGAAUUUUGGUGCUGUCCAUCAUGAGUGGCCUGGAAAUCCGAUUGGCGAGUAGUAUGGCCUCCCUGAUGUGGACCCUGGUCUUGUUGCUAUUGCUCUUCUACUCGUUUGGGGUCCUCUUCACUCAGCUGGUCACGGAUGAAUGUCGCAUCCAGGCCGUCCUGCUAACGGAAGACGUCAACUCCAUUCCAAAGUGUAGCAACGAGUACGCGACCCUAUUCAUGGCGAUCACCGGAGGCAUGGAUUGGCAGGACUCGAUGAGGAAAGAUAUCUCCAUUUUGGCCGUUCUUUGUUUGGUGAUGAUCCUUGGCCGAGUCAUCCAGUUGGCCUCUCAACCCAAGGCUAUGGAAACCACUUCUGCUGACAAAGAUCUUGCAGUGAUGAAGCAGUUGCAAAAGUAUAACGCCCAAGUGGAGGACCUUCGCUCCCUCUUCACCGAGAUCAGCGGCGGAGAGCAUCACGAAGUGAGCAUCGAGCAGCUGAGAACGGCCAUGACCAUCCCCAGAUUCAGGGCUUUCCUUCAGGAACUUGGCAUUGACGGGGGUGAAGUAGGUGUCCUCUUCAAAUUGUUGGAUGCAGAUGCAAAUGGCUUGGUGGAGCGUGAUGAAUUCGUGAAGGGAUGCAUGAAUUUGAUUGGCACUGCCAAAAGCCUACACUUGGCGCGCAUGAGCUAUGAGAACAAAGUGCAUCUUGGCAGCGAUUCGAGAUGGCAACUCUGA